AGCGGUGGGUGGAGCCGGAUGCCGAUGGCUAUCGGUGGGCACGCUGCCACCUCCUUGGGGGAUGGGGAUGGCAGGAGCCACAGGUGGGCCACUGGGCCCCACGGGCCGGCAGGAGGCCUCCGGCCACGGCCAGGGAAGCCAUGGGGCCGGGCCUGCGGGUCUCAGAUGCCUGGGACGUGCUUUUCAUGCCUGUCACUCUCCCCGAAACCUGCCCGGGCACUGCCACUCCGCAGGGGAGGAAACUGAGGAAUGAGGAUCAGCCCAGGGCCCGAGGCCGGCCGGGCAGAUGGAGCCGCACCCCAGCAGGACAGCCACGCAGCCGCCUCCCUGCUCAGCGGCUCCCGCCCAGGCCCAGCGCGGCACCUCCUCCCAGCACCGACCUGCGGGACCCACAGCACCCAUUGCCCAGGUGCGAGCCGCCCAGCCCUGCUCCUCUCAUGCGGCCGCUGCCCGGAGGGGGCCAGGGGGCCGGAGCCGCGGCUGCCACCAGUGUCACUGGCUCUGCCUGGAGGGGGCUGCACCCGGGACCCCCACACGACCCCGCUCCUCUGGCUGCUCAGAUGCGGCAUCUCAUUCGCUCCCCUGACCCAGGCCACAGGAACUCCCAGCGCUCAGCUACAAAACCACUGCAGACCCCCUGCCCCCGCCCCGGCGUCCACACCUUCCCGCUCGGGCCGAGAAUCCGGAACAAUCGCGAGCCUCCCCUCCUCCACACCCGGGGCCACAGGAAAACCCCAGAAAGCCCAGGGCCCGGCGGGAGGCGGGCGGACCUGCAGCCCCCCCAGAUGGCACCCCCAGACCCCGCACUUCCUGCUGGAUCCCCUGGGCCCCCCACACUUCCUCUCUAG
Messenger RNA from Myotis daubentonii (Daubenton's bat), 848 nucleotides. RefSeq lists its product as uncharacterized. The record is from RefSeq and is a predicted model, not a curated record. Bases 141 to 848 code for a protein of 235 amino acids. The transcript is spliced from 2 exons. NCBI's taxonomy places the organism in Eukaryota, Metazoa, Chordata, Mammalia, Chiroptera, Vespertilionidae.